Molecule: messenger RNA, 984 nt
Organism: Linnemannia hyalina
Lineage: Eukaryota; Fungi; Mortierellomycota; Mortierellomycetes; Mortierellales; Mortierellaceae
Source: the annotation of a GenBank genome assembly
AUGCCGGACAACGUGUACGCAAAGAUAUCGGAAAAGAUGAAGAGCGAGCGCUUCACGGACGAGGAGAUCAAGACCGUCGAGAAGGCCAAAGAGCAGCUCUCAUCCUACACUACGGGAGGGUCGGUCAUUGGAGGUGCUGCAGGACUCAUGCUCGCGAGGGCAAAGAACUUCAAGGGACUGCAGGUGAUUGCGAUAGGAGUGGGAGGCUUCUUGAUCGGGUCGCAAAUGGGCAUUAUUAUGGGCGCCAUGGCCAGUGUCCGGACCAUUCAGUCCAUCCCCAACUUCCAACGCGUCAUCCACAUUGUCCAAGAAGUUCGGGAGGAAGGAGCGGCGGCGGCAGCAGGAGCACCAGCAGGACCACGAAGGAGCGGUGGACCAAUGCAACACGACCGUGCGGCAAGCAUGUCAUCUGCAGGGACACAACGAUUCCCGAUCCAACCGCGUCUGGGUUCAGAGUUGAUGAGCGAUGAUGCGGUCGCGCAGCAAGUUCAUCCUGAGCAAGGGUUCAAGGAUGGGGAUGGAUACCAUGGUGGACGGGAUCCUGGUAGCUCUGAUUCCAGUACCGCUCGUCAAGACAGUGCAUGGGCAUAUGUAGAUCAAAAGGCAAAAGAACUACACAACAACUCACCAGGAUGGUCUCAGAUCCGACAACAGAAUAUGCCCCGUUCUGCUUGGAACGAUGUCCGGCAAGGCGGUUCCCGUGCCCGUUCCACUAACGACUCACCCUCUGACGACCACGACGACCAUGAUCACCGGCACCACGACGGGUUGGGCUCUGAUUCAAAGCGGCCAAGUACUACCUCUUCAUCUACGAAAACGUCGCACUGGGACAAAAUUCGCAAGGGUGAAGCUGGAGGGGAUGGGUUUGUUGGCGUGAGUGGUACUGGGACUGUUGUUGAUGGACCGAGUGAGUUCCCAAGGACGCGGGAGGAUCUGGAGAACCGGCCUUCGCGUCAUAAGAACCAAUAUGGUGAUGCUAUGUAG